AGUUGACAGAGUCGACAGUUCCGAAGUAUAAAAACCCCGGCGAUCCUGUACCUGCACCGUGUCAGUACUGGCUUCAGAACAGUCAUGAAGUACUUCAUUCUCCUCGCCUUGUGCGCCACAGCUUUUGCCGCCCCCAUUGAGGAUGAGGACGACAAGAUCGUCGGAGGAUACGAGUGCAGAAAGAACUCUGUGCCCUACCAGGUGUCUCUGAACGCCGGCUACCACUUCUGCGGCGGUUCCCUGAUCUCCAGCACCUGGGUGGUGUCCGCCGCUCACUGCUACAAGUCUCGCAUCCAGGUGCGCCUCGGCGAGCACAACAUUGCCGUCAACGAGGGCACGGAGCAGUUCAUCAACUCCGCCAAGGUGAUCAAACAUCCCAGAUACAGCAGCCGCAACCUGGACAACGACAUCAUGCUCAUCAAGCUGAGCAAGCCCGCCACCCUCAACAGCUACGUGCGCACCGUGUCCUUGCCCUCCAGCUGCGCCGGUUCAAGCACCCGCUGCCUGAUCUCCGGUUGGGGCAACACGAGCAGCUCCGGAAACUACUACCCUGACCGUCUGAGGUGCCUGGAUGCCCCCAUCCUGAGCGACAGCAGCUGCAAGAAGUCCUACCCUGGACAGAUCACCUCCAACAUGUUCUGCGCUGGAUUCCUCGAGGGAGGCAAAGACUCCUGCCAGGGAGACUCCGGCGGCCCAGUGGUGUGCAACGGUCAGCUUCAGGGCGUCGUGUCCUGGGGUUACGGUUGCGCCCAGAGGAACAAGCCUGGCGUCUACGCCAAGGUCUGCAACUACAACUCCUGGAUUCGCAGCACCAUGUCUUCCAACUAAAUGCAGCGAUUGCGGCGUGAAAUUA
Syngnathoides biaculeatus (alligator pipefish) is the source of this 853-nucleotide messenger RNA. It is a transcript of the gene prss1, whose product is annotated as serine protease 1. The transcript is spliced from 5 exons. The coding region runs from base 85 to 828 and encodes 247 amino acids. Gene Ontology annotation, biological process: proteolysis. NCBI's taxonomy places the organism in Eukaryota, Metazoa, Chordata, Actinopteri, Syngnathiformes, Syngnathidae. Gene Ontology annotation, molecular function: serine-type endopeptidase activity. The record is from RefSeq and is a predicted model, not a curated record.